CUUUAUCAGGUAUUCUUCUCUCUUGUUUGUUUAUACAGUACAUUAAGUAAGUACUCUAUUCUCUACGGAAUCCAGUUCUUUGUUGAACCAGGGCAGAAUAAUACCUUUCCUUGCAGAAAAGGUACAAUUUCUCCCCUUCACCUUAAAUCCACCACUGUAAACUGAUGAUCAAAUAUUUCAGUUGCCACAAAGAAAAAGGAGGGAAAGCAUGGCCAUUUUUCCGCGGCUUCUUUUCUGUUUAAUUGUUUUCUGCAAAAUACUGGCAGAAGGAGGCUUCUUCUCAUACGGGCUGGCAUGCAACUGGGGAUUGCAAUCAACUCACCCAUUGCCCCCAAAAAUAGUGGUCAAGCUGCUGAAAGAGAAUGGUUUCGACAAGGUAAAGCUGUUUGAGCCUGAGCCCGGUCCAUUGAAGGCCCUUGGAAAUUCUGGCAUCCAAGUGAUGGUUGGGAUACCAAACGAUUUCUUAGCCCCUCUUGCAAGCAGCGUUAACUUUGCUAUCGAAUGGGUGACCCAAAACAUAUCCUCCUACGUAUCCAAGUAUGGGGUGGACAUAAGGUACGUGGGUGUUGGAAACGAACCAUUCCUGAGGACGUACAAAGGCGAAUUCCUACAAACAACACUUCCGGCUCUCGAAAACAUUCAAGCCGCUCUCAUCAAAGCUGGCCUCAGCCAGCAAGUCAAGAUCACCGUCCCUCUCAACGCGGACGUCUACCAAACCGAAAGCAACCUCCCAUCCGGCGGCGACUUCCGCCCCGACAUCCGCGAUCUGAUGAUCAACAUCAUCAGUUUCCUCAGCACAAACGGCGCCCCAUUAACAAUCAACAUCUACCCUUUCCUCAGUCUCUACGCGGACCCCCACUUUCCCGUCGAUUACGCCUUCUUCUCCGGCGGCAACUCCGCCCCUGUCGUUGAUGGCUCGGUUACGUAUACAAAUGUGUUUGAAGCCAAUUUUGACACUCUCAUUUGGGCUCUCGAGAAAAAUGGAUUCUCGUCGAUGCCCGUCAUCGUGGGUGAAGUCGGUUGGCCAACCGACGGCGAUAUCAACGCCAACAAAGAGAAUGCCAGGAGGUUCAAUCAAGGGCUAUUGGAGCAUAUUGCGAACGGGCAGGGCACCCCGAAACGCCCAUCGCCUUCGGACAUCUAUCUAUUCAGCCUCCUGGACGAAGAUGUGAAGAGCAUUGAGCCUGGCAACUUUGAACGCCAUUGGGGGAUCUUCAAUUUCGACGGCACCAUCAAAUACCACCUUAAUUUUGCACGGAAGGGAGAACUUGUUGCAGCCAAAGGCGUCAAGUAUUUGGAGCAGCAAUGGUGCGUGUUGGCACCGGGGGCUAGUGUUGAAGAUGCAAACCUUCCCGGAAGUCUGGCCACUGCGUGCAGUCAUGCCGAUUGCACGAGCCUCGGAUACGGAUCGAGCUGCGGAGGAUUGAACGCACGCGACAAUGCCUCCUACGCGUUCAACAUGUACUAUCAAACGGCGGAUCAAAGAACGGGUACUUGCGAGUUCUCGAAUCUCGCGGCGAUCACGAAAGUGGAUCCGUCCCACGGUAGCUGCAGAUUUGAGAUCAUGAUCGACAUGACGAUGCGCCAACCUUCUUCUGAGGGGGUGCCAAAAUCAGGGACUUGGACCACUUGGUCUGGAGAUGCCGGAAGGUUGGUUGAGUUCUCCAAUCAGUGGGUCUCUAUUUUUCUUGUAAUGUUAUUUUUGCCCUAUUUUGUUUGUUUAUUUUAAAUUAUUUUAAAGUUACAUAUGUUCUUUUAUUUUCUAAUUUAGAAAAUAUUAAAGAAAAGGAAAGAAAAGUGGGCGAGACAAAAAGUGACCGAACG
Molecule: messenger RNA, 1824 nt
Organism: Impatiens glandulifera
Lineage: Eukaryota; Viridiplantae; Streptophyta; Magnoliopsida; Ericales; Balsaminaceae
Product: glucan endo-1,3-beta-glucosidase 5-like
Exons: 2
Coding region: 209-1729 (506 amino acids)
Biological process (GO): carbohydrate metabolic process
Cellular component (GO): plasma membrane
Molecular function (GO): hydrolase activity, hydrolyzing O-glycosyl compounds
Source: RefSeq, a predicted model, not a curated record